CGCUUUUCGAGAGGUGAAAGUAUAUUCCCGUAGCCCCGUACAACGUUCCAAAACUCCAAUCAUCCACAAUGGUCAUACUCAGAAGCCUCCCCGCCCGUGCGGCCCGCUCCAACAUCUGUGCCCAGUGCAUGCGCAGCAGCAUCACCUCCUUCCGACCCCUCACAACCAGCUCCCAAUCCACGACCCGCUUGGCCCGGCGCUCAACCUUCAAGCCUCUGUCCUCUCCAGUAUUCUCAUGCGCGCCCCAAUUGCGAUCCUACGCGACCAAAAGCACCGCCGAUGACCUGAUCGAAGAAAUCCAAGAACAGUACGCCACGGCGCGCGACGAGUUCGAGAUCGCGGCGGAGGAGACGGAGAAGAAAUCCGUGUACGCCGAGGAAGACAGGGCGGCGGCCAGAGAAGAGUUGGAUAAUCUGAAGGCUUUGUACGAGAAGGCGUUGGAGAGCGCGGAUGCGGAAGAGGUGAAGAGACGUGUGGGCCAGAGGAUUAGGGAGUUGGAUAAUGCGGUUGAGGCGUUGGAGAAGAGUGCUUUGGAGGAAUAAUCGCUGAAGAUGCUGAUGAGAAGAAUGCUCUGGGAUUAUGUUGACCAGCCAUAAUUGGUCUCGUGGGCAUGAUGUUGACAGCUGGAGAUGGAUCUGUACAUUGGUAUGCCAUUCAAAG
Molecule: messenger RNA, 660 nt
Organism: Amorphotheca resinae ATCC 22711
Lineage: Eukaryota; Fungi; Ascomycota; Leotiomycetes; Helotiales; Amorphothecaceae
Exons: 1
Coding region: 69-542 (157 amino acids)
Source: RefSeq, a predicted model, not a curated record